Molecule: messenger RNA, 2827 nt
Organism: Stegastes partitus (bicolor damselfish)
Lineage: Eukaryota; Metazoa; Chordata; Actinopteri; Pomacentridae
Gene: znf185
Product: zinc finger protein 185 with LIM domain
Exons: 30
Coding region: 1-2349 (782 amino acids)
Source: RefSeq, a predicted model, not a curated record
AUGUCAACCGCGGGAGAAAGAGAUGCUGUAUUUCGUAGCACCAAAGUCCGGACCAAGCUGAAGGGAGACGGCAGCUGGUUGCAGCGCCGCAAUGAAGCUCAGGCUGAAACCCAGGACGAGAAACCAUGGAUGGCAGAAGUGAGAGCCAGCCGUUUGAACGGAGCCCCUAUUGAGACCAGUCCAGUGUCUUCACCAACAAAACCCACACCUCCACCUGCAAAGACUGACACUGACAGAUCAACAUCAGGAUACCUCAUCAGAGCCCCCCACACUGUAAGGCCCACUUCAGAGAACCAGGAGGGCCAGCUUAGCCCCGAGGAGCAGGAGAAACGGGUGGAGAUUACUGAUGAUGAUGAGAGCGCUGUGACUCCAGCACCUGCCAGCGCUGUGCCGCCGUCCCCUGCUGUUGCCAUCACAUCUGUUGCCUCUGCGCCUGAGCCCAAACCUCGGAAAUUAGUCAGCGCCGGUGCUAAGACAGCUGUUGAUGUUGCUGUUAAUGAGCCAGUGGCUCCAAAGGUGGAGGAGGCCACCCCAGAGCCUGUGAAGAAAGACCCCCUGCCAGUGUCUGUUACAGGAAAAGAUCCAUUUGAAGACAUGACGCCUGGCUGCACCAAAGUGGCCACUCCUCUCCCUGAGCUGAUCGUCGAGUGUAUUCAAGCAGCGUCUUCAAAGCCAGAACCUGAGGAGUCAGACACUUCUGGGAAGGCUGACAGCCCUCUGGCUGAGCGUAGCCCUCCAGUCUCACCUACUCCAGAACCAGAGCCAGAACCAGAGCCAGAGCCAGAGCCAGAACCAGAGCCAGAACCAGAGCCAGAGCUAGAACCAGAGCUGAAAACUGAAUCAUCUCCAAAACCAAGCUCCAGCGCUGACACGCUCACUGCCUUGUCCGACACCCUUAUUUCUUUCGACGGAAGUUCAUCCAGCUUUAAGGACGAGGAGCCAGAGCUGGCAAAGAAAGAAAGAGGCUCAGCGGACAGUUACACCACAGAGAACAGUGUUGAAGAAGAGCCAGCGCCCAGCAUCUGUGAACCACUAACAGACGACCUCCUGGGUUUCAAUGAUCGUUCGGAGGAGUCAGCAGAGCCCGUUCCCUCCAGCCCUGGACGCUGGAGUCAGGAUCUGCUUAGCGGACUAGACAGUGAGUCAAGCCCAGAAAAAACCAGCGGCACCCUGGACCUCCUGGCCAACGAUGUGAUUGUGAUCAACUCAGAGGCACGCAGCCUCAGCAUGCAGCGAGAGGAGGAGGAGAAGCAGACAGAUGAGACAGCCAAAGAAACACAAAGUCCCACAGAGACCGUCACUAUAACGACCAAAACUGUGAUCAUUACUGACAAAAGUGAGGAGGACAGCGCUGAUCCCUGGAGCUCACGUGUGACGACCAAAGUCACCGAAUCAAGCUCGGCUGAUCCGUUUGAUCCAUAUCCGAUAGGGACCACAUCCCCUAACAGCUCCUCUGACCUGCUCCAGCCCCUCUCUGAUAUUUCCAUCAACAGUGCACCAGCAACUUCCACAGAGGAGGAAACCUUAAGUCCAAAGACAAAUUACAACAGUAAUGCAUUGGAGAGCCUUGCAGACGACGUCAUCCCUGACAGCCUCAGCACUCAGCGGUCAUGGACGCGCACAUGGGAAACCAGCUCACCACAGCAGACUAACGUAGAAGAGAGCGAAGAAGCUGAACCAGAGGCAGGAGGGCAAACUGAAGAUCAGACGCUGGUCAUGUUCGAGAGAAAGUCCACUGAGAAUGACUCCCCAUGGGACAGAUGGACAUCCCCCACUGUCUACACCAUCACCAGCACUACUGGAGAAGAUGAAGAAGAGGAGGAAGAGGAGGAAGAGGAGGAAGAGGAAAGCCCCAAGGAUACACAGACAGUCACAACCAUCACCACUUUCAGGGAGACACACAGCGAGCCAGAGCCUGCUAUGGAUCGCUCUGAAACCUUUACCAGGACCGUGAUGGAAGAGGAGCAGCGCACCGAAUCACCAGAACCUGAAGCCAAAAGGGGGUUUGUGUAUGUGAAGGAGUAUGUAAAUGCAACCGAGAUGUCAUUGCAUAACCCCAGAGACGCAAUCGAUAGCGGGUCAGAUUAUUUGACUUCAAGCUCCAUCGGUUACUCCUACAGCAGCCCCUCCACUUACUCCAGCAGCGCCCUGCUGUCAUCCACCUGUACGUACUGCGGAGAGCAGGUGGGCAACGAUGCCAAGAUCACCAUCGAGCACCUCAACAUCAACUGCCACCCCGCCUGCUUCAAGUGUGAUGUGUGCAGUAAGCCUAUGGGAGACCUUCUCUACAGUAUGUUCAUACACGGUGGGAAAGUCCACUGCGAGAGCUGCUACUCCACAGUCAACUGAUUAUCGAAGCUCUUCAGCAGCCUCUUAUCCUCGUCCCCUUUCCUUCGUGUUCAUUUACAUAUAAAGUGAGAACUCCGCUUUCACAAAGUUUGGACCGAGUUCGUGUUUGAACUUAGGAAUAAUAUAGUUUAAGGUGAUCAAAGAGACGGUCAUAGUGAAUAUGAUUACUUAAUGUUGACACAUACAUUAUGUUACAUUUCUAAUGUCUCAAACAUGUUAUACAAGCUUAUGUUGUUGUUUUUUUUUUCUUUUCUUGAUGGUGAAAGCUGUAUCUGCCUCCGUUUACUAUGAAGGAUAUGUCUGUCCAAAGCAAUGUGCUACGUACAUAACCGAACAGACUAACACUGGCAAGUGGGGAACAUAUUAUGAGUUAGAAAAAAUGACUUUGUUACAAAAUGUUUACUUCUUUUGCUUCUUCUUGAUACAAAAUAGUGUGUUCACAUGAUGCUUUGUUAACAAAAUAAAGUGAUUUCUAUAA